AUGAGUAGUAGUAGCGGUCCCGAAAACGGUGCAUCCGACCACAGCGUCGAACGCGGCUCAAGCCAUCAUUCUCUAUUCGUUGACGAAGACGCAGCUCGUCUUUCCACAGGCGAGACUUCAAAUGAAGUAUUAGAACUGCACCGUACAUCAUUGGAGCGAUCCACAGAUCCUACGUGUGCUUCCUCCGAUAUGAAAGAGUUCUUGGCAUGCUUGUCUUUCUUAAUAGUGAGCUUGGUGAUUGGAGGCCUACCGAUCAAUCCUCGCCAACGGCCGAUUCCAUACCAGCUGCUUGAAGACAUGAAAAUAUACGUACGCAAUCAAGUCUACAACGAAAGAUUUGAAGGCGAAACGAUACCAGACUUCUUGCUGUUGCUUCUGGCGAUUAUUUUACCCUUUUUUUCCCAGAUUUUCGUUUGUGUCUUGCUUCGUCGAGCCGGUGAUAGACACAGGACAGUAUGCGUGUAUCUCGUGGCGUUUGCCAUAACUUUGUUAGUCAUUGAUUUCGUCAAGUUGUACGUUGGUUAUUUGCGACCCAUUUUCUACGUUAGCUGCGAGCCAGACGACGUCUAUGAAACUUGUACGGAUGGAGGUGGAGGUGAUGUUCGCAAGUCGUUUCCGUCGGGUCACGCUGGAACAGCAUUUUGUGGCAUGACGUUGAUUGCAUUGUAUCUUCAUACGAGAGUUGGUGUACCUAGUGUACAAACAAUGGUCCGAGAAAUGUAUUCCGACGGGAACGUCCGCUGGACAGUUGGGUACUCCAAGUCACCGAGUAUGGCUAGAUUGGUUUCAAUCCUAUCGCUUACGCCCUUGAUGUUGGCUCUUUUUAUCGCUGCCAGCCGCGUCGUCGACAACAAACAUUUCCCGGCUGAUGUAGUUGGUGGUUCCGUUUUAGGAGCUUCGAUUGCUGUAUUUACGCAUAGCUUGUGGUUUCCUUAG
Phaeodactylum tricornutum CCAP 1055/1 is the source of this 936-nucleotide messenger RNA. RefSeq lists its product with no specific name. Bases 1 to 936 code for a protein of 311 amino acids. The record is from RefSeq and is a predicted model, not a curated record. The transcript has a single exon. NCBI's taxonomy places the organism in Eukaryota, Bacillariophyta, Bacillariophyceae, Surirellales, Neidiaceae. Gene Ontology annotation, biological process: phospholipid metabolic process. Gene Ontology annotation, molecular function: phosphatidate phosphatase activity.